Cavenderia fasciculata is the source of this 294-nucleotide messenger RNA. RefSeq lists its product as uncharacterized. The record is from RefSeq and is a predicted model, not a curated record. Bases 1 to 294 code for a protein of 97 amino acids. The transcript is spliced from 2 exons. Lineage: Eukaryota; Evosea; Eumycetozoa; Acytosteliales; Cavenderiaceae.
AUGGCGUUCAUCGAACAUUACAUAUCGUUUGUUCAUAUUGUGAUUUGCGAAGGGUUCGAUACUGUCGAACUAACCAGAUAUCAAAUGCGUGUCGUUCGUGAUAACAUUGCAAAUAAACGAGUUAUACACAAUCCUUUUAACAAUAUUAUAGGAAAGAUAAUUAUUAUUAUUAUUUUUAGAAAAAUUAAAAAGAUCUCUGACCAAUCGACCGUUGCUACCACUGGUCAAGGUAUUUCACAAGGUUUAGCAUGGCUAAAUAAUAUUCUUCAAAAAUUACCCUCCCAUAUUUACUAA